UAAAAAACUACAUUCAAAUUAAUUUGAUAUGACCGAAAAGAAAGGAGAGUCUUUGCAAGACUAAAUGAAAAGUCUUUAGGGAGAGAUCAAUAAACUUCAUACUGAAAUUGAUUCAAAAAAGAGGGAAAUAACGAAACUAAAAAAUGACAAUACUUUGAGAUUGGAGAAAAUUAAUUGGAUUUAAGUAAAUUUCUUAAAAUUCAUAGAUAGGAAAAAGUAAGAAAAAUGCAAAGAGAAAAGAAAGUUCUUGAAUUAAAUGAUUAAAGUUUAAGUGUAGGACAUGCUACCUCUAAACAUUCAACUACUACAAAAGAAGUUUAACCUUUGUCAGAGAUAUAGAAACCCCCAUAAUAAGAGAUAUAAUUAGAAAAAAUGCAAAUGCUAGAAUUUUUUAACUAAUAUUUAGAUCAAACUAAUAAAUAGAUGGUUAAGUUUUAAGGUAAUAGAAAGAAAAAUGGAGAAAAAGAUGAAUAUAUUAAUCCCUAUCCUACUAUAAAUAUCAAAUACACUAUAGAAGGUAUAGAAUAAGGUGAAAGUUCAUCAUUUCGUUUAGAUUAAGCUACAACAUUCUAAAAUUUAAAAGAAUUAGCUUUUUACUAUUGGAAUUUGGCUCCAUAUUUAAGAAAAUUUGAUGAAAAAGAUAGUGAAAUUAUGGAUGAUUUAGAGCUAACUGAUGAAAACCAUUCAAGGAUUGAAUUAAAGGAGAAAGUUAUUGAAUUUUUUACUAAUAGAGGAAUCUCCAAUAUUUCUUAAAUUACAUUAUUAUUAUAAAAAAAAAAAACAGUGAGAUCAGCAUUAAAUAGCUUAUAAAUCGACAGCAUCAAAAUAAAUGGUGGAAAUAAAUAAGCUACCUAUUAAGGAGCAUUUGCUGUUCAUAAAAAUAGAAUUAAAGCAAUUGAUACCUAUAAUUUAUUUUUUGAAAAAUUUCCAGGUUUAAAAUAUUAUAUUAGUGAAUUGUAAAUUUAAAAAGAGUUUUCACAAUAAUAAAAAGAACUUGAAAAAGGAAAUGCUGAAAAAGCUUAAGAAUAGAAAUUUGAUUUAGAUGAUAUGAAUUGCUUAAUUUUGAGUUCGAUUGUGGUCAUUUUAAUAUUAACUUUACUUAGCUACACAGCUUAUUUAAGUCCUAAAUUUGUUAAUUUAAAUUUUACAUUUAUUAAUAAUUUAAUUGGAAUAAAUUCAAAUGGAGAAUAUAACAAAAUUACAUCAAUACCUGAAUUGUAUUAUUAUAUGGAAAAUUUUUUGGGAGCAACAAUGUAUAAUUCUGAUAAAGGAGAUAACCCAUUUCGUUCUAAUUAUGAAAUGAUAGGAGGGAUUUAAUUAAGGACUCUAAGAAGUAAUUUAUAUGAAUGCAAAAAAUAUGUUAAUGAAAUUCAAAAAAAUAGUUGUUUUGAUGUUGUGUAUGAUUCCUCUAAGGCAAAUAAAUCAAAUUUCUUAAACUAUUCAUAUUAAACUGCUGAAUAAUUAGGUAUUAAAUACUACCCAAAAGGAAACUUGACUACGUAUACUGAUGGAGGAUAUGUUGUAGAAUUUAAUAGAGAUAUCACAACAGAAGCUUUUUUAGAGAAAAUAAAUGACUUAAGAAAAGAAUAGUUUUUAGAUGCUGCAACAGCUGCAAUAUUUAUUCAUUUUGUAAUUUAUAAUCCUAGCAUAAAUUUAUGGAUAUAGGCAAACUUUUUAUUAGAAAGAAAUGCUUAAAAUAAAUUGACUCCUUAUAGAGCAGAAUUAACAGGCUUUAUUCCUAAUGUAUAUUAUGGUGAUGAUGGUUAACGUUUAUUUUAAAUUGAUAUAACAAAAUUGAUAAUGGCUAGUAUAUUAUUAGCUUUUGUUGCAUAUCGAUUUUAUAAGAUUCAAAUUAAUACAGGAAAAUUAGGACCUGCAUUUUUAUAUGUAACAAUGGAAAUUGGAUUUUUUAAUUGUGGAGUUGGUAUGUUAACAAUUAUUUCUGUUGCAAUGUCAUUGUAAUAGUCACUCUAAGGAAGAGAUCCUUAAGAAUUAGUAAAUUCAUCUGAAUUUGUGGUAAAUGAUAUAAAAUAUUUUAUAGCAUUUGGAAUUAGAGGCAGAUUUAUACAAAAAGGCAGAAUUAUUUCUAACAAUUAGUAUUAUGUUUUUGUUUUUAAGAUUAUCUUAUGUUUUAAAAUUAAAUGACAGAAUAGCAAUAAUCUUUUUAACAUAUAGCAAAAGUUUUAAGGAAUUGUUACCUUUUUUGGCUAUAGAAUUUCCUUUAUUUUUAGGAUUUGUGAUGGUAUUUUAAAUAAUUUAUGGGAAUGUAUUUCCUUAAUAUUCAUCUUUUACUUUAGCAAUUGCAAGUCAAUUAACUAUGGUAAAUUAUUUAAUUAAUCAAUAGAUUUAAGGAUAAUUAAAUAUUACUUAAUUUGUAAACUAUUCUCCAAUAGUUUCAAUGAUAGUAAUUCUAUUUUACUAUUUUUUUAUGUUAUUCUUUAUUAUUUCAUUAUUUUAAGCAAUCUUGAUUGAAUGUUUUAGAAUAGUUAUUAUGAAAAAUGGAUAUCCUUAAGAUAAAGAUCAAGGUCUUUCUAUUGGGGACUUAUUUAGUUGGAUGUUUUCUUGGACUUAACUAUUUAUUAGUAAAAAGAAUACUACUGAAGAAAAAUAAAAUGCCUAAUAGUAAAAUAAGCCUUAAAUAGAUUAAGAAGAGAAAUAGGGAAUAAAUUCUGCUACAGAAAAUUGAAUUAAUUUACGC
Messenger RNA from Paramecium sonneborni, 2698 nucleotides. The record is from the annotation of a GenBank genome assembly. Lineage: Eukaryota; Ciliophora; Oligohymenophorea; Peniculida; Parameciidae.